Episyrphus balteatus (marmalade hoverfly) is the source of this 1947-nucleotide messenger RNA. RefSeq lists its product as uncharacterized. Bases 136 to 1797 code for a protein of 553 amino acids. The transcript has 3 exons. The record is from RefSeq and is a predicted model, not a curated record. NCBI's taxonomy places the organism in Eukaryota, Metazoa, Arthropoda, Insecta, Diptera, Syrphidae.
UCUUUGCAUCUGGAUUGGAUUUACUGUGGGAUAUUGGAAAUUGUGUUGUUACAUUUAUUAGUGUUAAAGACUUUUCUCAAUAAUUAAAAGAAUUAAAGAAAAAAAAAAAAAACAAAAUAAAUAAAAAAUUGAAAAAUGAAGCAGUGGAUAAUUAUUGUGAUAAAUACCUUGCUUCUUAUUGGAUUGGCUUCAGCAGCUCUUAAAUCAUUCGAUAAGGACUCAGAAAAAGUGCUUGAAAAAACAUCAGAGAAAAUUUAUCCCAAAAAAGUUAUAACACUAAAGAAAAAACCAACAAAAUCACCAAUCACCAAAUCACCCAUAGACUCAUUUAAAGAUUUGCCAGAUGAUGAUUUAGAGUUUAUCAAAGAACUUGAUAAGCAAUUCAAAUUACAUGGCGACAAAAUUAAAAUUAAGGUCGAACGAGAAAAUACCACUACAAAGAACUCAAAACGAACGGUUGAAGGUGACUUAGGUUAUGGGUAUUACAAUGGUCAAGAGUCAGGGGGUGGUUAUGACUAUCCAAAACCUACAUUUAGGUUUUAUCCAUACUCACAACAUGACAUUCCGGCUUCAGCACCAGGGUAUCACAUCAAAAAUGAAGAACAAUCUACGAUUUCAAUUAUCCCGUCUUAUUCGUAUGAAUUAAAGCAGAAUGGAAAUGGAGGCUAUGAAACUAAAACUCCAUUUGUCCCCUCACAACCUGAUCUAGGACCAAAUGAAUAUCAUCAACAAGAAGAGGGACCAUCUCAUGGCCAUGUACAAGAACAAGGACUAACACAAACACAAGGAGAAGGUCAUGGUCAUGGUCAAUACAACGAGCCUGUUAUUGUACUUCGCAUUCCUGGACCUACGAAAUACGCAUCUCACUUACAAAGUCUACUCCAACAAUAUUUGGAAAUACGAGCUGCACACUACCUUAAAAUUCUUGAAGAAACAGAAAAUCAAAAGCAACAUCAGCAACAGCAGCAACAACAGCAUCAAUACCAACAAUACGAUCAGGUUCAGGAGAAACCCCAAGAAGUCCAUUACGAACAUCAACAACAGCAACAACAACCAGAAGAACCCCAGAACUAUGGAUAUGCAGAGCAACAUUAUCCAGCUAUUGAUGAUGUUUAUCAAAGCUUUAAGGGCAGACAACAAGAGACGCACCAAGUAGUAGAACAACAAUAUACCCAACAAGCCGUCCAUGGAGAACAACCGCAGCAAUACUACUAUAUGCAAGUUGAUCAGGAACAGCCUGUUCAUGCUCCAACUCCUACUCAUACAGCUGGACAAACCUAUCAAACAAUGUACUAUUAUGCCAUGGAACCACCAGAUUAUGGUCAUCAAAGUAUAUAUGUCCUACCACAAGGAUAUGAUGAUACCCCACUCCCAAUAACUGAAAACAAUCCACGGAGCACACACACAAAAGUUCAUUUCACCGACUCCGAUAAUACAGACCAUUCAACUCAAUACCCAUUGCCGUCGAUAAAACCAUUUGAACGUCAUGCACCAACAGCUACACCAAUCCAUGAGAGCUAUCAAGCCGAUGAUGGACAAGCCACAGAUUACCAACAUCAACAAACAGACCAGCAAUAUUAUCAAGCUUCAAGUUCGUCACCAUCACAGGUCGUUUCAAUAACUCAAAGGCCAUUCAAUUAUCACGCUCACUCCUUGCGGAUUAAGAGUUCCAAGCGCAAUGCAACUCCCCUCGGAGCAGGUUUAAGCCAGAACCGCAGAAGGGUACAAACACAAAUGAAUCGACAAAGGACUUCUGAUAAAAAUCUAUCAAGACGAGCCAAGAAAGAAACUGUAUAGAAAUCUCACUCCUUGCGUUAGUCCUAAGAUCUAAUUUUUAAUGCAAACUAUUGAAAGCUUACUGUAAGAUAUUUUUUUAUAUAAUUUGUAUUUUAUUUUAAAAAUAAACCAGUGCAAUAUGUAUAUAACUUUGUAAAAAAAAAAUUAAAU